CUAGCUGGAUAGCUAAGCUAGCCAAUCUGCCAGAUAAUCUUGUAGAUAUAAUAUAGCCCCCGUUCAGCACAUUGACCGAACCUAACUUUAGGUAUAAAAGAGUUUAUUGGAAUCAUCGACUCCAGCUGCUUUAGCGACUUUAGCUUCUAGUCUGUUCGCUGCGUGGCCUAAAUUAUAGGCUGAAACACCGAAUUUUCUUUUGAAUCUGUUCAGUCUACAAGCUAGCUAACCUAGUAACAUUAACGCUAGCUCCACAGCCACCAUGGCUGAAUUUGGGUUUAAUGAACACCAUCAGAACGAAGUCAUCAAUUACAUGCGAUUUGCACGUUCAAAAAGGGUGCUGAGACUAAAGACUAUUGACUCAUGCUUUGAAGAACUCAAAGACAGCAGGCUGGUGGAUGAAACCUUCACAGUGGACGAAGUGAGGGAGAUGCUGGAUGGCCUGCAGGUGGUGGUGCGUGGGGAGGUGGAGAUGGAGCUCAUCAACACAGCCCACACCAAUGUGCUGCUGCUCAGGCAGCUCUUCUCACAAGCUGAGAAGUUUUACCUUCGACUGCAGAGUGAUAUCUCAGAGCUGGAGAACAGGGAGCUGCUGGAACAAGUGGCUGAAUUUGAGAAGACUGACUUUAAAACCACUGAUAAGAUAAACCAGGAAACAAGCAAACCCAAGCUAGCACCCCUGAAUGAAGGUGGGGUGUCUGAACUUCUUAACAAGGAGAUAGCAAGACUACAGGAGGAAAAUGAUAAACUGAAAGCUAGGCUGCGGACUUUAGAAUCCCAGGCAAUGAGUGCACUCGAUGAGAAAACCAAGGCAGAGAGGGCUCUGAAAGACCUCCAGAAGGUGCAAGGUGAACAGCAGCUGGCUGCCCAAUCCAAGGAGAUCAGCAGUCUUGAGGACACAGUUGCAGCUCUGAGGGAGGACUACGAAAGGUCUCUUAGUGCCAAGGCUGUCUCCCAGAAAGAUCUGCAGGAAAACCUGAUUGCUUCCAAACACGAGCUUCUGCGAGUGCAGGAGCAGCUGGCCUUGGCAGAGAAGGAGUUGGAGAAGAAGUUCCAGCAAACUGCGGCUUACCGUAACAUGAAGGAGAUACUAACCAAGAAGAAUGAGCAGAUCAAAGAAAUCAGAAAACGAUUGCAGAGAUAUGAGCCCAAUGAAUGAGUUCCACACAAGACAGCUGGUUAAACAGGUGUCCAGAGGGUGAGACAGGAAAAUUUAUGACUGUGGUUUGGACAAGAAACCAUCGGUUCCACUGCUGUAAGACAAGAGAGACAGAAAAAGCACUUCCACGGGGAACUGUUUAUUCAUGCUUUAUCUGGCAUCUUCAGUAGCUAUUGGCUUUAGUAAAGAGCGAGCGCGGCGAGGUUGGCAGUACAUACAGCUGAACACGCAAAUGAAGUAGUGACAAAUGAUAGCCUCCUUCAGCUGUGCUUUUUUUCUGCGUCUCAAUUUGGAGCUCACUUACAGUAGCUAGCACACUUCCCUCAGUGCUCUAUGCAAUUACCAUCACGUCCCUGUUUGAAGAGGCCUUGUCUAUUUGCUGAAUUGGACAGAUACUUACUGUCUGCCUGAAGCUUUGCAGUCUUAUCUAUCAGUUGGUUUUAGGUAAUAUUUUGCUUUCUAGCACCGGGCAAUCUGUUACUGGUACGUUGCUCAUCGGUCUUAAUUUUUACCAUUCCCUUUUUUAGUCGAACACCAUUAAGUUAGACUUAGUUUGGUUAUUAAUAGUGAACAGCUUGAAAGUCAUUCAAAUUCUUCGGUUUCCUGAGCCUUUGAGGUCAACCCUGCUUUAAUUUGUUACCUAAACACCUUAUAGCAUUUCACACAGAAAUAUUUCCAAUGAUGCGACAUUCUGUGAAAGUCUAAUUAUUGAAAAUAUACCAAAUGUCUUGCAUCGACUUUUUUUGCUCUUGCAUAUUGAGUGACAUGGAUAGUGAUGUAGAUUGUUUUCCCUACUUCCCUACACAAAGGGCAUAGAAUAUUUUUGUCUGAAAUCUUUAACUGUGUACUUUUUCGUAUUGCUGUGGGUGAUGGAGUGUAAGAGAAAAAAGACAUAUAUAUACAUGAUGUUCAUGAAGUAAUGCUCUUGUAGAGUAUGAUACAUCUGCCCAAUAUUACACUAGAUGUGCAUUGUUUGUAUUGUGCAAAGUAUGAGGUAAUAAAAGCUA
Molecule: messenger RNA, 2166 nt
Organism: Chelmon rostratus (copperband butterflyfish)
Lineage: Eukaryota; Metazoa; Chordata; Actinopteri; Chaetodontiformes; Chaetodontidae
Gene: lztfl1
Product: leucine zipper transcription factor-like 1
Exons: 10
Coding region: 263-1159 (298 amino acids)
Biological process (GO): negative regulation of protein localization to cilium
Cellular component (GO): cytoplasm
Source: RefSeq, a predicted model, not a curated record